UUGCAUUAUCCUUUCCCAUACCAAAUGCAGGUUUAGCUUAUAAAUUACAAAAUCAGCAAAAAAAAAAACCCUUCAGAAAUAAAAACUUUUCAGUUGAAUUCUUUUAGACUAAGUCUCGCAUUAGGAUUCCUACUUGGUUACACCUUUGCAGUUGAACAAAAAGUAAUUGUGAAAUAUUGUUGUGACAUGAAGGAAUUAAAAUGAGUGCCUCUGCAAGACCUUCAGGGGAGUACGUAGCCGUUAGCCGGAACUAUGUCAAUGAGCAAGAAGUCGGUUUCAUUUCUACACACCAGUCUAGAGACAGUCAUCAGCAUGAACACGUGACACUAAAUGAAAUAGAGCUUAUUGAAAGAGUUAAGCUGACCUCAAGUGAACUAGAAGUAAAUAAGUUGAGAUCAAGUGGAAAUUUCAAUGUAAGCGAUUGCAUAUCGUAUCCAAGCGCUGAAGGGUCGCAUGAACUUGAACAACAAAAGCUCAUUGGUGAUGAAGAUGCCUCGAAACUGCAGGAUAUUAAUGAUUAUGUAUCAGCUGUUGACCCGGACACGGAUGAUGCCACAAUGUUUUAUGAAACACAAACUGAUGAAACUACCUUGAUUAAAUACGCAAAAUUAGCUGAAGGUGGUCUGGAUGAAGAAACUAAACUUGGUAACAAGCUAAUGCAACAUAUUAUCUAUAUUACUGAUACAAAAACAAAAUCACCCCCUGAAACAGCAGAAGAAAAUGAGGAUGGUUUCCAGACACCAGUAAAUUCGGAAACAGGUGAUGCUGCAACUGACGAAGUUAAGAAACAGCUGGCAAUGUGUUAUCAUUUGUCCGCAAAGCCAAGUAUUUUUCAAAAUAAGGCAGACAGAGACAUAAAACAGAUGAGACCAUAUUGUCAGGAAAAUCUAGAUUCUGAGGUUACUGACGAGCCUAUGCAGGGAAUAAUCCACAGAUCUGUUAAAGCAGAUGAAUUUGCUGUUGCAGACGAAGAUCUGAGAGAUCCUGAUUUUGAAAGAUUGAUUCUCGAAGUUGUGAAGCACUUGCAAGAUUGUGACCUAGAUGAAAUUCUGUCAAUGUUUUCAGGCAGUGGUAUACUCGAAAUGACUGGACUCCUGCCCCCUGCUCAGCUAAUGCAGGUCCUACAGAAACAUCGGCUGAUAAGCCGUGAUAACCUGCACCACAUACAGGGCAUUAUCAUGCGUUUGGAUGAUACAGAUCUUUAUAUCAAAGCAGUACAAUACAUUAAACAUCACAAUGACAUAGUCUAUUUCUACCAAGACCAAGAUAUUCCAACAAAGGGUUUUGGGAAAGUGCAGUGUUUUAUCAGUGGACGAGACUUCACUAGGCUUACAAGAGAAGAUUUGGAACUUGUUCGGUUCAAGGUAGCGAGCUUAGUUUUCAUGCCUGCCCACUACGUAUACAUAGUGGGGAUCGAACCUGGCUCAAGAAUCAUGGUAACCCUAAUGUUACUGGAGAGAUAUGUACAAGAACUUUCUGAAAUGGCAAAGGAAGGUCUACCAGAACUGGUUCUUGUGCAUGUUGAUGCUAUACAGAUCUUUGGCAAGACUUACAGUACGACAGGUACAACAGCAGUAGAAAAAUAUCACAACAGUGGACAUGCUUCUUUCAUAAGUGUCUAUCAACAACUGAGAGACAAGUCCAAGCGUCUCGAAGAACGAGAUGAAGAAGUAACAAAACUUCAAGAGGAAGUAGAAUUCAUGCAGUUGGAACUGGAAACGAUGGGAUCGGAACUUGAAAUGCUGACAGAAAAGGCAGUCCGGGAAUCAGUAACAAGACGGCGCAUCCAAAGCAGGCCAAUAAAUAAACACCCCAGGACCCGAUCUUUCCCGCUAAGUUACAGGGAUAAACUAGAUGACAAAAAAUUUGCACUAGCCUUGGAAUCUGCUGUAAUCACAAAUACAGUACAAUGUCCGGGUGAUAAUGAUAAUGUUAGAAUGAGUCUGAACAUCUGUAAAACAGACAUAAUGACACAUAGCGCCCACAUUAAAGACAAAGAAUCGUCCGCUAUAGUGUUACAGGACAAGAAACAUGAAAUGUUUCAACAAACAGAUGACCUUAUGGGAGAAAUUGAAGUGAUUCUUAAUGAACUUGUUUGUACUAGUUGUUAAGUGAAAUAAGUUCUAUGAUAAAUGAGUUUAAUAUGCCCCACUUUGAAGACGGAGAGGUAUUUUUGUUUUGCAGAUGUCGGUCAAUGUCACAUGUGUCACAGAACAGCUAAACGGUUUCCAGAUGAUAACUCAAGAAAUCUUAGGCCUAGAUUCAUGAAAGUUAAGAGGGAGGUUGGUCAUGACCAGCAGUCUGACCCCUACUUAUUUUAAGGCUAGUAGGUCAAAGGUCAAGGUCACAGUGACCCAGAACAGUUAAAUGGUUUCUGGAUGAUAACUCAAGAACGCUUGGGCCUAGGAUCAUGAAAAUUGAUAAGGAGGUUGGUCAUGACCAGCAGAUGACCCCUAUUGAUUUUGAGGUCAGUAGGUAAAAAAGGUCAAGGUCACAGUGACCCAGAACAGUUAAACCGUUUCUGGACGAUAACUUGAGAAUGCUUGGGCCUAGGAUGACGAAACUUCAUAGGGAGGUUGAUCAUGACCAGCAAAUGACCCCUAUUGAUGUUGAGGUCAGUAGGUCAAAGGUUAAGGUCACAGCGACCCAGAACAGUAUGAUAACUCAAGAACACUUGGGCCUAGGAUCAUGAAAGUUGAUAUGGAGGUUGAUCAUGACCAGCAGAUGAUCCCUAAGGAUUUUGAGGUCAGUAGGCUAAAGGUCAAGGUCACAGUGACCAGGAACAGUUAAACCAUUUCCUGAUAACUUUAGAAUGCUGGAGCCUGGGAUCAUGAAACUUAGUAGGGAGGUUAGUCAUGACCAGCAGAUGACCUCUAUAUAUUUCUAGGUCAAUAGGUCAAAGGUAAAUGUCAGAUUUACCUAGAACAGUAGAACUUUUGUGUUUAGUGACCAAAUAAUUUCUGUUCCUUGUGCAAUUACUGAAUGCAUCAAGGGGGGCAUUUUAUGUUCUAUGAGCUCUUGUUCUGGGUGAUAUCAUCAAUGCUUCAAUUAUCUUGUAAAACUGUGUGAUGUUUGGGAGGUUGGCUGUAUUAUGUACCAUACUUCUCAUUUUAUUAAACAAGAGGUUCAUGAUGACCCUGGAUUGCCCACCUGAGUAAUAUGAGCCGCAUGUUUCAAAUGUCAAACUGAUGCUAAAAUGUUAAGAAAGUAGGUCAGAAGGUUACAUUCAUGGUCACUGAAAGUCUGUUUAAAGAUCGGUGUGCAAAACUGUACCUGUCAUCCAAAUAUCUUAAAACACAAGAAUGUAGGUCAGUAGGUCAAGGUCACAGUCUGGUGUCCCCUAAUUACUUUGGGUCAUCAGGAAAUUAUAAUUAAACAAUCUAGGAAAUAUGAUUUGAUGAUUUUUUAAAUAUUUUUUCCUAUGUAACUCUUAAUCACAAGUGACCCCAGGGUCGGGCCUGUUGUCACCCCAGGAGCAUAAUUUGAACAGUCUUGUUAGAAAUCCACUAGAGGACCAUUAGAUGAUGUCACAUGCCAAAUUUCAAGGCUUCAAGAAGAUUUUUAAUUUUUAUGCCCCCAAAGGGAGGCAUAUUUGUUUUCAACUGUCCGUCUGUUCGUUCGUCACAACGUUAACUUUUUGCAUGAACGCCUACUUUAACUUUUGCAUGAAGGCACUUUACUGGCGAAUGACUGCACCCAGGACCUUCGAACUUCACAUGUGGAUAGUACUUAUUGAGUUCAUGACCCAUACUGACAUUGGGGUCACAAGGUCAAAGCUCAAGGUCACAGUGGUCAAUGUUAACUUUUUGUAGGAAGGCACUUCACUCGCGAACCACUGCACCCAGGACCUUCAAAACUUCACAUGCGGAUAGUACUUAUUAAGUACAUGACCCCUACUGACAUUGGGGUCACUAGGUCAAAGGUCAAGGUCACAGUGGUCAGUGUUAAAUUUUUGCAUCAAGGCUUUUUACUCGUGAACCACUGCAGGCAGGACCUUCAAACUUUACAUGCUGAUAGUACUUACUGAGUACACAGCCCCUAUUGACUUUGGGGUCACCAGGUCAAAGGUUAAAGUCACCAGGUCAAAGGUCAAUGCGCUGCAGGGGCAUUUGUCACCAUUAGUGACAGUUCUUGUUUUCUUUUUGGUUGCCAUAGCAACCAAUUAGUGACAGCUCUUGUUUUCUUUUUGGUUGCCAUAGCAACCAGAGUUCUGCAUGGAAUUCAGUUUUUGUUUUUAAGAAUUAUAAUAAGAUCAGGUGUAAUAUUUUCACUUGUGGCAUAGAAUUUAGAGUGAAAAUGUAAGAUUUGGUGUUUACAAAUGAAAUAUACUUUUAUCUUGGCAAACAAGAAACAAAUUUUCAAUUUUAACUUGACUAUUUGAAGAGCUACUCAUCUCACCCUGGCAUUGGCCUCAGCAUCACACCAUGGUUAAAGCCUUUUGCAUGCAUUUACAUAUACUUUUAGCUAUCAUUAAUUAUUUUAAAGGCAUAUAGCUUUGAAAGUUAUUUUUUUCCUUUUCUGGGUCAGUUACCAACCUCACUAGGUCAAGUCUCAUAACUCUUGACUUGUAUUUUGGCCAAAUUAUGCCCCCUUUUGGACUUAAAAAAUUCUGUUUAAAGUUUUGUAUGCAAGUUACUGUCUCCAGAACUAAUGCAGAUAUUGAAUUAAGACAUCAGAUUUGUCUUAGGGUUAUAAAAUUAGGUGAUAGUAUCAAAUUCCUAUAACUCUGACAUGCAUUUUGGCCAAAUUGUGCCCCUUCUUAGACUAAGAAGAUCCUGGUUAAAAUAAAAACUCUGAAAACCAGACCCUACAAGAACCGGAAUCCUCCGAAAUUUGGGCGAUUUUCAAUGUCCCAAGUUUUUCUCUUAUAAAUUCAAUUGAAAAAGCACUCUGAAUAUGGGAAACUAUGAAUUCUGAAACUGGAUUUUUUUUCAUAGCCACAAAGGAAUAUUAUAUAAUAAAAAAAUCCUCUGAAAACCAGACAGAACGUGUCGAACUUUAUGUGUAUUGUAUGUUUGAAUUGAUUUUAAAAAACAUCUCAAGCAGGUGACAAUUUUUUGUUCUCCAACUAACAAUUACAAAUGUUACCGAAGUAGAUGUAAAAAACAUUUAAUUGUGUGUUUGUGUUUUGUAUAUUAGCUAUGAUAUGUAAGCUUAUGAAGUGCAAAACAUCUUCAUAAUCUGAUAGGAAGAUGUUUACUGAUCUAUUGUUGUACAGGUGAUUUUUCAUAAAAUUACAUUUUUUCAGAAUAAGGAAAAGAUAAAUAUUCUUAUUAAUUAUUAUAUAACGAUAUACACAUGAUGCAUAUUCCAUGAUUUACAGGAGCUAGACUAUUAUCUCCAUGAUCAGAGAAGCAUUUCAUUAUAAAGUAUCAUUUUAAAUGUUUUUCUGAUAGAAAUGAUUUGGUUUUAAUAUAUAACAGAGAGAUACAGUGCAGAUUUAAGGAAAACCUAAAAGAUAUUGAACAUAAUACGGUCAGAUGAAAUAAAUAAGAAUAUACAUAUAUAAACCCUCUCCCAAAUUUGUACAAAAUUUGCUGAAUACUGGAAUCUUCUGAAAACUGGACUUUUGACAUGCUCCAGUCAGGGUCCGGUUUUUAGGGCUUUUACUGUAGCUAUUAGUUUAAGGCAACUUUAAACCUGUAACUUUGAAACUUUUUUUUUCUGGGUCAAUAACCAACCUCACAGGAUUAAGUCCCAUAACUCUGACAUGUAUUUAGGGUAAAUUAUGCCCUCUUUUGGACUUAGAAAAUUCUGGUUAAAGUUUUGCAUGGAAGUGCAUAUAGCUAUUAUUUAAAGGUACAUGUUGUUACAUUUUGAAACUUAUUACUUUCUUUUUCUGGGUCAAUAACCAACCUCACAGGAUCAAGUCCCAUAACUUCAACAUGCAUUUUGAACAAAUUAUACCCCCUUUUAAAAAGAUAAAGGAAGCCCUAGUUAAAUUUUUGAAUGCAAGUUACUGUCUCAAAAACUGGGACUGGAUAUUGAAUUGAAACUUCACAUGUUUCUUUGGGUUUAUAAAAGAGUUCAGAGUAGUAACAAUAAUUUAUGCUCAAACAUGAUAACUCUGUGCUUAUGCAUGAUAUAGAUUUGUUUCAGUUUUCAUAAUAAAUGUCUGUGAUAUACUUUUUUCUAUUAUUAAUUAUGAAAUUGUGCCAAAAUUAAAUUUACACCCAUUGA
Molecule: messenger RNA, 6180 nt
Organism: Mercenaria mercenaria
Lineage: Eukaryota; Metazoa; Mollusca; Bivalvia; Venerida; Veneridae
Exons: 5
Coding region: 201-2111 (636 amino acids)
Source: RefSeq, a predicted model, not a curated record